Molecule: messenger RNA, 3779 nt
Organism: Pseudogymnoascus destructans
Lineage: Eukaryota; Fungi; Ascomycota; Leotiomycetes; Thelebolales; Thelebolaceae
Exons: 1
Coding region: 198-3521 (1107 amino acids)
Biological process (GO): nuclear migration along microtubule; establishment of spindle localization; mitotic spindle orientation checkpoint signaling
Cellular component (GO): mating projection tip; spindle pole body; cell cortex
Source: RefSeq, a predicted model, not a curated record
GUCCCCCAUAAACGAGACGAGUAAGUUACUCCUGGAAUCAUUCUCCAAAUACCUCAUUCCUAUUCCUAUUCCUAUUCCUCAUUCCUCAUUCCUCAAUCCUCAUUCCUCAUUCCUCAUUCCCCAUUUCCUCUCCUCUUACUUUAUAGGCCAUUAUGACUUUGCCCUGAUUUGGAUCCCUUGGCCCCUUGAGAGUGACCAUGACCAUCGGGUCUCUGGUACUUCCCCUUCUACGACGGCAUGGAUCAUCAUCCUCAGAAUUAAAACCCACGCAUGCAACAACGGCCACCACGACCACGACCACGACCACUUCCACUUCCACUUCCAAUCCCACUUCCACUCCCACUUCCACCUCAACCACCGACCGCCGCGUCUCCCCCAACCUCGACUCAACAACUCCAACCCACGAGCGCCCUCCCAAUCCACCGCCCCUCCCACGACAGACCCGCCGCCCAUCCCCCGGAUUGGCCGCGCGACUCAAGGCCCUUGGCUUCAACACCGACUCCAAGCAGCGCUCGCCGUCCUCCACCGACCCAUCAGGCUCCAACGACUACAUCGGCCGCAUCCCCCAAGACCACAUCCGCUCCAUCGACUCCCUGCACCGCGCGAACUCGACCAGCUCCCUCGUCCCCCGCCGCGGACGCACGUGGAGCUCCAACAGCACUAGCAGUAGCAGGAACUCUCCACAGAUCACCGGCUCCGCAGAGACAGGCUUCCCUGUCUUAGAUCCUGCGGCCGACCGCCGCGCAGGCGACGCUACACAAGACCUUACACCACCCGCGACAGCUGCCACCGUAGCAACGCCAACACCGCCUGCUGCGCUGUCCGUAAGCAAGGCGGCCGUUCCGGCGGACCAAGUAGCGAGGAGAGAUCCUUCCCCCGUCCCCAAGGUCGAGAUCAGCGACAUGAGUACCUACGACGGCGCGCUCGGUGACAACGAGGACGCCCAGAAGUACCGCCUCCCCGAGCAUAUCAACGGCAAUGGCACCAAGGCCACGUUGGCCACGAAAGCAGCGCACCUAGAACGUACGGACGAUCCGCCGCCGCCUAUGCCGCUACCAAAGGACCUGCCUGAUUUGCCGACGGGCGAGGACGACUUCUCGGCGGAUGUGCAGUCGUACUUUAACCCGUUUGGGUUGCAGCGUGCGGGUUCGAUAUAUACGCUCUCUCGCGUGUCGUUUGCGAACCAAUUGGCCCAGCUGACGUCGCUGCAGCUGCCGGAUGCUGGGUCCCUGGCUAGCAAGGUGUCAGCGAUACCAACGUCGCAUGCGGCAGCGAGGGCGCUGAUGGGUUCGGCAGAGCAGAUAAAGGGUUGGGUAUCCAAGGCGUCGGAGGUGCUGGACGGACUGGACGCAGAUGAUGAUGUUGAGUGGGCCGCUGCGGGUGGCCGUGAGGGAUUGGAGGAUGUGGAUAAUGCGAUUGUGCGAUUCGAGCAGCUCAUCAGCGUGUAUGUGACCGCGAUCGAGGAGUUACAUAAUAGGACGGACAUCUCGUCCGUGCCGGCGAGCGAGCUUACGAUGGUGGUUACGCAGGUGGAGACGAUAUUGAGUGAGUGGGAGAAGAUACGGAGGACGCUGACGGAGGUCAAGGGACAGGUUGGCGUGGCUAUAGAGUGGGAGGAGCUGUGGAAUGUUGUGCUGGGAGAUAUUGGAUAUGAGAUGGAUAUAUUAAGUACGCUGGUGUUUGAGAUGGAGGAGAAGCGGCACAAGUCACUCCUGGCCGAAGCCAGCGAAGAGGGCGUCGAUCUGAAAGAUCUCGAAACAAUCGUGGAAGAGACACCACCUACCAAGGUCAUACACUCGAAGAACCGCUUCAGCGUCGCUCCUGCGCCCUUCCCUUUAACCCCGAACUCACCAAGCGCACCCACUACGGCACACGACGAUUCGAGUCUCCUCGCCCUAUUCGCACGGAUGCAACCCUUGAGGGCAUCCCUCGACUUCCUCCCAAUGCGCCUCUCUACCUUCCAUGCACGCGCUGAGGAUACCUUCCCAACCGCCUGCGACGAGCUGGAAGGGCGCCGUGACGGGCUCGAAAGCAGCUGGGCCGCCCUUGAGAAGGAUGCCGCAUCCCUACGCCGCGAGCUGGGUGAGGACCGCUGGGUGCUCGUCUUCCGCGGGGCAGGACGUCAGGCGAACAAGAUGUACGAGUCCGUCGGCCGCAGUCUCUUCAAACUCCAAGAAGCGCUCGACAACGGCUCCCAAGCGCAAAACGCCUCAACCCUCGGCCAAAAGAUCGAGAAUUACGAAACCAAAAAGACACACUACGGUCCAGCCAUCGAGCGCGUCCUCGGCAUCAUCGAAAAGGGCGUCCAAGACCGCCUAACCGUAAACGGCGAGAUCGUCCGCCUCCACUCCGAGAUGCAGGGGAAAUGGGAAGACCUCAAAUCCCAAAUGGCCAAGCUGGACAAGGCCGUCGAAGCAGCGCAAGUAGGGCGCCGCGAGCAACAACUCCGCGACUCCGUCUCGAGCCUAAUGUCCAACGACCGCUCUUCCACCGUUGGAUCCGCGGCUGAUACACCAGGUAGCUCCCCAGCGUCUUCGGUUAUAAUGUCCAACCUCGCCCACGGCACCGACCCAACCACCCCCGGCAAAGCAGGCAAACCCCGCGCCCCCACCACCGGACUCCCCCAACCGGGAUCCCGCCACACACCCUUGAGCGGGAACUACCCCCGCCGCAACCUCUCCGCGCCCCGCUCCUCGGGGUACGGAAAAUCUACAUACACGCCCACCCCUGCCUCGCGCGAGUCCUCCGCCACACCAACCGGGAACCGAAUCCUGCGCCUCUCCUUGUCGUCAGCGAGUAUGGCGGGGCGACCGAGGUGGAAUUCCAGCGUCAAGACCGAGGAUGGGAGUACGGGACAUAACUUUAAACCCUUGAGCGUGGGGACACCGAGUCCCUACGCUCGCGGUGCGACGCCGACGGGGGGCCGGAACGCGUCGUUUGCUGAGCGCGCGCAUGAGCGGAGUGGGAGCGCUUCGAAGAUCCCGUUGAGGAGGUCGUUGGGGGGGGAGGGGGAGAGUCUCGGGUCGCCUGAGGCGUCGCCGAGGAUACCGCAGGUGACGACGCCGUUACCGACGCGAACGAAGAAUCUAGCGUCGUUUAAAGACCGCAUGGCGAGCCCCAGCCCGGGGCCGUAUGCACAACAACCCAUGUCCUCCCCCGGCGGCCUCAAAGCGGGAAGGCGAUUAAGCGUCCAACCCAGCCCUGGAGCCGGGGGACGCUCGGUAUCGAGACGUGCGUCGAUGCAACCUAUCUCUGGUGAGGGGGGCCCAGAGAGAAGCCCCUCUACGAGUCCGUUGGCUGUGGCAAAACGGCCGGGGAGUUCGUUAGCUGGUGGUGCUGGUGCUGGGAAUGGAGGGAGCAGAACGAGUUUGCUGCCGCAGCCGAGGGGGAGGGAGGCAACGGGGAGGGAUAGUAGAGCGGCGAGUGGGAGGGAGAGUCCCGCGGUUGUGGGGACGAGGUGGGCGAUGAGGAGGGAGGGGAGUGCGAGCGGGGGGGAUAAUAAGCCGAAGUGGAGGGAGUAGAAGGGGGGGUGUUCCCUGGACAAAAGAUCGACGCUCGACGCCGGAGGUAGUGGACUAAACCUGGUGUGGCCGUGGUCUUUGUUUGUGUUUAAUUGCUUGUUUUGCUGCUGUCGUUGUCUGUUGUCGUUGUCGUUUGAUACCACUUUGAUCAUCUGGAUUUUUGCUACAUUUUUAGCGAUCGCUGUUUUUCGUGGCUUAGGCUUGCGGGCUGGCUUGUUGGAUGGUGGCUGGGGCUGGCUGGGGCUGGCUGGGGCUGGA